Nezara viridula (southern green stink bug) is the source of this 102-nucleotide messenger RNA. The record is from the annotation of a GenBank genome assembly. Lineage: Eukaryota; Metazoa; Arthropoda; Insecta; Hemiptera; Pentatomidae.
UCAGUAUAACUGAAACAAUGUGUUGCUGUUGUUUCUUAUCGACAACAGAAUCUUCAGAUCAUUAGGUGGUUCCCCAGUACUGCUGAUGACCUCUGCCACCAU